Molecule: messenger RNA, 1569 nt
Organism: Naegleria fowleri
Lineage: Eukaryota; Heterolobosea; Eutetramitea; Acrasida; Naegleriidae
Exons: 1
Coding region: 1-1569 (522 amino acids)
Source: RefSeq, a predicted model, not a curated record
AUGUUUCAAAAUCUCUCCUCUUUCGUGGACUCGGUCAACAAGAAGCAUGAAAGAAAUCAAUUGAACCGUCUUCGAGAACGAACAAAAUAUUUAAAUGAUGAAGAUGAUACUAUUAUGGAUGAUUUAAUUUCUUCUCCAACACAAAGAAAACUGCUCGAUUAUGAAAUUCGGAAAGAAGGAGCUUUUAUCCUUUCCUCCCAUAGACGUGUGGUGAAUCAUAUCUUGAUCUUCUUGAUGGAUUUUUCUAUUUACAAUGACGCAGAAACGAACCAUGAUCAUGGAAAAAAGAAAAAGAAGAAGAGCAAGAAAACUCAACAUAUUAUCUCCGAUGAUUUGAUGAAUUUAAUAUUGGUGAACAAAUUAUGGUCUGAAUUGGUUCAUGCACACUAUUGGAUGAAUGAGUCGUUUCGAUCUUCUUGCUCACCAGGUCCCAUCAAUGAUUCAAAAUUACAUUCUCAAUCUUCGUUGUUUUUUGGAAAAACUCCACUACUUUCUGUUCCCAGUCAUCUAUUGAAAAUUCCAUUUCAGUUUCAUUCAAUUUCAGGUGUCAAUCAAACAAAAAUUGUUCUCAAAUUAGACACUCAAAUACCCAUUUACAUUUCAUUUUACAAAAUUUUUUUCGAAAUUUUUGUAUAUCUCCGGGAGUUGAAUGAUCUUAGCAGAAUAUUAAAAGAAAGAAAGGCAACAGACUCAAGCAAUGAAUAUAGAAUAGAUCCUGCUAUUACAGAGCUCAUUCAACACUCGACUGAGAGAAUGAAAAUGAUACUAUUAUUUAAUCAUCAUCAUGAUUAUCAAUUUUUCCUUUACACAUUGAAGGAUCAUUUUGCACAACACGGGUUUUGUACUCUGUUUUGUCAUGGUGGAACUUUUAGUUGUUGUGUUUUUGAAAAGAGUAGAAAAUUGGAUCAGAUGGUUCCCUCCUCUCUUCACAAGACAUUUCACAAAUACGUGACUCGAAAAAAGCAAGGAAAACGACAAGUCUCAAAGGAUCAAAAUAAGCGUUGCAAAUCUGUUGGUAGUGAAAUUCGAAGAAUUCAAGAAGAGCACUUUAAACUUAAAUCACGAAAAUAUCUUGUCAUGUGGAGUGAUGUCUUGGGAAAACGCGAGACUAUUAUCUUCCUGAAUGCUCCUGGACCCUACAAUGAAUAUACAUUGUUCAAUAGAAAGAAGGAAGCAGGAACACGAAGCGUGACGAGCAGUACAAGUGGUGGAGGUGGUGGUGAAAAUAGUGAUCUCGAUGAUGAAACCAAGGCAGUUCAAAGUAAGGAAAACAAAUAUGCUGACUAUAUCGAUAAGAAAUAUGUGUGUCCUUUCACAAAGAGUCAAUGUUUUACAAUGCCAGGUGUGAAAGCUAUUAACACUUCAAAUCCCAAUCACACUUCAAAUCUAGAGGCCAAUGACGAAUUGCUAUCCAUUUAUUUUCAUGAUGAGGAGGGUCUUCAAUCUCUUCUAACGAAUUCCAGACUCUCUCCACAGCAGGGAGGAACUCCAAAUUUUGAGUCUGAUGAAGAUGCACAUGAAGAAGGAAUGGAUGACGUAUUGUCCAACGAUGACACUGAUGAUGUCUGA